UUUUCUUAAAACAGUGACGUCUACGUGGAUAAUUUUAGAUCAACCAAAGUGCUCUAUGUAGGCGUUUUAAGCACUUCUUCCUAUCCUGUAAAUGCUAAUUGGCAAUGGUAGUGUAGUUAGCGCCCCUAAUGUAAUGUAAUGGCGUUAGCUUCCUGGUGUUAGCCGCUAUAAUGUCGCCCCUUUAAUGACAACAUGAAUGAGUCCAAGCAGAGAGACCAGCCUGCUUAGGCGGAAAGAUGACGUGCUUUUCCCAGUGACCAACUUCAUGCGGUAAGUGCGUCGGAGCCUAACACACCGGCUCCAAACAGGUGCUCCAAUUCGCCCCGGCGCUUCUCCGCCCCUCUCGGCCGCUCAUUUGCUCCGCCGCGCGGCCCGGAUGUGGCGCACAGGAGCGCUGGCUGACACACCAACAUGGCGCUGGCUCUCGCCUAGCGUCGCCCGCCGUUAUAACGCCAAUAAUCAUCGUUACAUGAGAGGAGCAGGAGCGACGGGACAUGUGAGCUCUUCGAUCCAGACGAGCGGAUUUGUCAGGGUUUUGCAGCAUGUUUGGGAAGAAGAAAAAAAGGCUGGAGAUUUCGGCGCCGUCAAACUUUGAACAUCGGGUCCACACUGGUUUCGACCCACGCGAGCAGAAGUUCACUGGGCUGCCCCAACAAUGGCAGAGCCUCCUGGCAGACACUGCCAACCGGCCAAAGCCCAUGGUGGACCCCUCCUACAUCACCCCCAUCCAGCUGGCACCAAUGAAGAUAUCUCCCAAGAAGGUCCGGCCAUCCGAAACACCGUUGCCCAAAACAAUCGUGCGAGGAAACCGGCCGCCCAAAGACGCAUCCAUUAACGGCCUGCUGGAGGAAUUUGACAACGUAUCAGUGACGCGCUCCAAUUCGCUGCGCAAAGAGAGCCCGCCGGGGGCCCACCAGGCCGGCGCCAUCUCCAAACUCUCUAUGGGCCUUCGACCCGGCGGCCCCGAGGAGAACGGCUUCAGUCAUUACUACUCACGCUACUCCUGCGACCUGGACUCCUCCAGCAGGGACUACUCUCUGGAUCCAAGCAAACAAGGCUUCCCGAUGGAUGGGGACUGGGCUCUAGGAAGGCACUAUCGCUUCACCAAACAAAAUGGCCACUCCCAUGGCCACCCUAUCCGCAGCCAUUUCUACCCUGACGCCAUGCCCCAAAAAUCAGACUAUGGCAAGCUUCCCCCUGACUAUCACACCUAUCUGGAGAGCAAGGGGCGCUCCACUGAUGAGGUGGCUUCCACAGCGGGGAGCGGUGUGGGCUCCAGCGGCUACUACCGGGCAUCUGUGGGUGGCUCAUCCAGCCAGGACUACCGGGACACAUCAGUAGGGACACCAUCACGCGCUUCCCUACACAGCGAGCAGAUCAACUACCCAGACAGCGAGUGGAGCUAUGGUGCUAUGCGGGAUGACUACGACAAGCGGCCCAAAAGCUCCUACGUGAUGCAGACCAGCCCCACACCGGCCAUAAGGCAACGGUCCCGCUCCGGCUCUGGGCUGCAGGAGCCAAAUGUUCCAUACGCGGCCAGCGGGGUCUUUAAGAACCCCUCCCAGGCCCACCCUUACAGCUCCUACACCUACCCUCGCCUGUCUGAGAGCCUCGCCACUUCGCAGACCAUCAACAAGGGUGAAUACGAGCGGACGUCGCGGGACGGCAGCCCUCAGUUGGCGACGGGAGACACCUACUCCCGCGGUCCCCUCAAGCUACCUCAGAACCACGCCAAGCCCCCUGGGUACCCACCAGUGCACUUGCCCUAUCCACCUGUGUUUCACCACUAUAAGCCCUCGCCCUACCACCAUCCCCCGUCCCAGCCCAGCCCACCUUACACUCCGCAGGGGGCCUAUUCCCAGCCUUCGUCCCCUUACGUUCUCCCAGGGGCAUAUCCGCCACCCUCCUGGGGCUCCAGCUCUGAUACGCAGCCUUCCAGAGUGUCUCACGAGCAGUUCCGAGCUGCUCUUCAACUCGUGGUCAAUCCAGGCGACCCCCGGGAGUACUUAGACAGCUUCAUCAAGAUUGGCGAGGGCUCCACGGGCAUCGUCUGCAUCGCCAGUGAGAAGCACAGCGGCAAGCAGGUGGCGGUGAAGAAGAUGGACCUGAGGAAGCAGCAGAGGAGGGAGCUGCUCUUUAACGAGGUGGUGAUCAUGAGGGACUACCACCAUGAGAACGUGGUGGACAUGUACAACAGCUACCUGGUGGGGGACGAGCUGUGGGUGGUCAUGGAAUUCCUUGAGGGAGGCGCGCUCACCGACAUCGUCACUCACACCAGGAUGAACGAGGAGCAGAUCGCCACCGUGUGCUUGUCUGUGCUGAGAGCGCUCUCCUACCUGCACACUCAGGGCGUCAUCCACCGGGACAUCAAGAGUGACUCCAUCCUGCUGACCAACGACGGACGGAUCAAGCUGUCAGACUUUGGCUUUUGCGCCCAAGUGUCCAAAGAGGUGCCUAAGAGGAAGUCCCUGGUAGGGACGCCAUACUGGAUGGCGCCAGAGGUCAUCUCCAGAUUACCUUACGGCACUGAGGUGGACAUUUGGUCUUUGGGUAUCAUGGUGAUCGAGAUGGUGGAUGGCGAGCCCCCCUACUUUAAUGAGCCCCCCCUGCAGGCCAUGAGGAGGAUACGCGACAACCUACCACCACGACUAAAAGAGUCGCACAAGGUGUCGUCGGUGCUGCGCUCCUUCCUGGACAUCAUGCUGGUCCGGGAGCCCUCCCAGCGGGCCACGGCCCAGGAGCUCCUCCAACAUCCUUUCCUCAAACUUUCGGGACCACCUUCUUGCAUCGUCCCCCUCAUGAGACACUACCGCCAUCGCUGACCUUUGACCCGUGUGCACAGCUGCCCUGCCCGAACAGGACGGACCCCACCCGCCUCGCGUGACACUUUGUAACCGUGACGUAGAUUAGCUGAAGGAUUACUAACCACACAAAAAACACAUCAACUCUGAAGAGGACUCAAGGUUGUUAUGCACCUUAACAAACCUGAACUGUCCCCGACCCCCUUUUUAAGACUGCACCUGAGAUGCUCCAAGGUGGGCGGGGCUUACAGAGAGUGGGCGUGGCCGCAGACCAGAGCAGCCUAGCGCUCAGAGAUCAUCCUCUCUCCUUGCAGUGAAAAUGUAUUUUAGAGCAAAGUGUAAAAUCUCCUGUACAGUUUUGAUAAUUUGCAGUAUUUUAUGGUGUUGUUGUGAUAUGAGAAGUAUUGCUUAGAGAUCUUUCCUACCGUUUAUAAUCCACUUUUUGCUGAACAAAUACAACUAUACCAGAUAUCCCAAAUAAACCCACUUGAACCCAACUGUUACUGAAAAAAAAAGGUACAUAUAUUUAUUAUUAUCUUUGUAGACAGAACUUCCAUUAAACGUUGGGCAAAAAAGGGUCAUGUAAUCUGUAUUUUUGAUCUUUUAAAGUAUUUAUUUAAUUAUUGGAAUUGUAUAUUUUUGUGUCCAGUGGCCUUUUCUUAUUUUAGGUCAUUAUUUGUUAAUUUUUUUUAAAAGCGCGAUGGUAAACAGGGAUAUGAUCAAAUGCACUCAAAAAUAUUUAUAAUGGGCUUAAUAUUGUUGUUUUUUGUCCAGUUAGAAAUGCACAAAUAAAUAAAGUUAGUGUAUAAAAAAAAUAAUAAACAUAAUUAUUAUUAUUCAAAAAUAUUGUGUGAAAAUUGUUUUUGUAAGUUAUAUAAUAAUUUAUGAAUAUAAAUGCUAAUUAUAAGCAUAUGAUGGAAAUAAAUGGUAUAUUAUGCAGUAUCACAUUUUUGGAGGGAUUAUUAAAAUCAAUUACUGCAUAUUUUGUGCAUAUAUUUCAUAUUAAAUUAGAAAUGUUUAAAAAACUUCAAGAUAAAAAAAGUUAUGUAUGCCUUUUAUAUAAUUAUUUGUAAAUAUAAAUGUGUUUUAUAAACAUGAUAGAAAUAAAUUAUUCCCGGACCGGGGUCUUUCUGUGUGGAGUGUGCAUGUUCUCCCCGUGAAUGCGUGGGUUCCCUCCGGGUACUCCGGCUUCCUCCCACUUCCAAAGACAUGCACCUGGGGAUAGGUUGAUUGGGAACAUUAAAUUGGCCCUAGUGUGUGAAUGUGAGUGUGAAUGUUGUCUGUCUAUCUGUGUUGGUCCCGUGAUAUUUAAUAUCAUACAAUUAUUAAAAAUGUCUUGUAAAAAUAAGGUAUUAAAAUAUGUAUAUAAUAUGAUACAAUCAUAUAAUCAAAUAUAACAAAAGAUAUAUAUAUAAUUCAAAUAAAAUGAAAUAUAAUCAACACUCAAAAAACAAUAUCAAUAAAUUGUUAUAUAUUAUUAUUCAGCUUAUAAACAUGAAUCCAAACACUAUUAAGUAUGUUUUUAAUAAAAUAAAACUAAUAUUAUACGAGAAUCUAAAAUUGUUCGGAAGUAUUGAAUAACAUUAAUUACAGCAUAUUUUAUGUAUGUGUUUAAUAAUUAUUUGAAAUUUCUAGAAACCUAUAUGUAUAAAGAGCUGUAUAUAUAUAAUAUACCCAUCAUGUGGGUGUAUAUACAGUCGUGGUCAAAAGUUUACAUACACUUGUAAAGAACACAACUCUUAUUUUUUUGUGACAGAGUGAUUGGAGCACAUACUUGUUGGUCACAAAAACAUUCAUGAAGUUUGGUUCUUUUAUGAAUUUAUUAUGUGUCUACUGAGAAUGUGGCCAAAUGUGCUGGGUCAAAAGUAUACAUACAGCAACAUACAUUAUCAAUUUUGGUGGUGUAGAAAAGUUACAAUCAAAUCAAAUUAGCUUCAUGGCCUCUUAACUUCAUGUAAGUGAUUAUGAUUGACGACACCUGUUAACUUUUCUGAGCCCACUUAAAUAGGGCUCAUGUGAUGCAGUCAUUAGAUUCGGUUACAAACACGACAAUAGGAAAGUCAAAGGAACUCAGCACAAAUCUGAAAAAACUAAUCAUUGACUUGAACAAGUCAGGAAAGUCACUUGGAGCCAUUUUAAAUCAGCUAAAUGUUCCAAAAACAACUGUGCAGACAAUUGUUUGUAAGUAUGAAGUGCACGGUACAGUUUUGUCACUGCCACGAUCAGGAAGAAAAUGCAAGCUAUCACCUGCUGCUGAGAGAAAAUUGGUCAGGAUGAUCAAGAGUCAACCGAGAACCACCAAAAAGCAGGUCUGCAAUGAAUUGGAAGCUGCUGGAACACAGGCGUCAGUGUCCUCAGGCAAGCAUGUUUUGCAUCGCCAUGGACUGAGAGGCUAUCAUGCAAGAAGGAAGCCCUUGCUCCAGAAGCGACACCUUAAGGGUCGUCUAAAGUUUGCUGCUAAUCACAUGGACAAAGAUAAGACCUUCUGGAGGAAAGUUCUAUGUUCAGAUGAAACACAAAUUGAGCUGUUUGGCCACAGAACCCAGCAAAAUGUUUGAAGGAGAAAUGAUGAGGACUUUAAUCUCAGGAAUACCAUGCUUACCGUCAAGCAUGGUGGUAGUAUUAUUAUGCUCUGGGCCCGUUUUGGUGCCAAUGGAACUGGUGCUUUACAGAGAGUAAAUGGGACAAUGAAAAAGGAGGAUUACCUCCAAAUUCUUCAAGACAACCUGAAAUCAUUAGCCUGGAGGUUGGGUCUUGGGCGCAGUUGGGAGUUGCAACAGGACAAUCAGGGGCGCCGCUAGGGAUUUUGGGCCCCCUGAAAAGAAUCUUUACAGGGCCCCUGUAUCUUUACAGGACCCCUCUGUAUUAUAAUUUCAUCAUCAUUAGGGGCCUCUCUGCCCCCCCCGUCCAUCAUGGGCCCCUAGAAUCCGUCUCCUUUACCCCUCCUUUUUGGCGCCCCUGAGGACAAUGACCCCAAACACAAAUCAGGCUAGAAUUAAGGUUUUAGAAUGGCAUUCCCAGAGUCCUGACUUAAACCCCAUUGAGAACGUGCGGACAAUGUCCAUGUCAGAAAACCAACAAAUUUAGCUGAACUGCACCAAUGUUGUCAAUAAUUCAACUAGAAGCUUGCCAGAAGCUUGUGGAUGGCUACCAAAAGCGCUUUAUUGCAGUGAAACUUGCCAAAGGACAUGUAACCAAAUAUUAACAUUGCUGGAUGUAUACUUUUAACCCAGCAGAUUUGGUCAUAUUUUCAAUAUCAAUCAAUCAAUCAAUGUUUAUUUAUAUAGCCCUAAAUCACAAAUGUCUCAAAGGACUGUACAAACCAUUACGACUACGACAUCCUCGGAAGAACCCACAAAAGGGCAAGGAAAACUCACACCCAGUGGGCAGGGAGGAUUCACAUCCAGUGGGACGCCAGUGACAAUGCUGACUAUGAGAAACCUUGGAGAGGACCUCAGAAGUGGGCAACCCCCCCCUCUAGGGCAGUGGUCCCCAACCUUUUUGUAUCCGCGGACCGGUCAACGCUUAAUAAUUUGUCCCGCGGCCCGGGGGGGUGGGUCCUUUUUUUUUCUUCUUUGUCAUGAAAAAGGGAUGUU
Messenger RNA from Nerophis ophidion (straightnose pipefish), 6397 nucleotides. RefSeq names its product p21 protein (Cdc42/Rac)-activated kinase 5 (gene pak5). NCBI's taxonomy places the organism in Eukaryota, Metazoa, Chordata, Actinopteri, Syngnathiformes, Syngnathidae. The record is from RefSeq and is a predicted model, not a curated record. The coding region runs from base 543 to 2822 and encodes 759 amino acids. Gene Ontology annotation, cellular component: cytoplasm. Gene Ontology annotation, biological process: apoptotic process; regulation of MAPK cascade; protein phosphorylation. Gene Ontology annotation, molecular function: ATP binding; protein serine/threonine kinase activity. The transcript has 12 exons.